Gamsiella multidivaricata is the source of this 573-nucleotide messenger RNA. RefSeq lists its product as uncharacterized. The record is from RefSeq and is a predicted model, not a curated record. NCBI's taxonomy places the organism in Eukaryota, Fungi, Mortierellomycota, Mortierellomycetes, Mortierellales, Mortierellaceae. The transcript is spliced from 4 exons. Bases 1 to 573 code for a protein of 190 amino acids.
AUGCUUCUCGAGCAGCUGGCGGCCUUUACUCUACCAGUCUCUCGAUUCUCUUCAGCCGAUUUAAUAUCGCCGAAGAAGGAGCAUGUCUCCUUUGUAAACUUCGUGAGAAAGUUCGACUUCACUGGCAAGGGGAUCGCACAUGAGGCGUACCUGUCGCUCAUUGAAUCCCAAAACAUUCGCCAAUGUCGACAAAAGCGACUUCGUGAAGCGUACAACUCAUUUCGAGCACGGAACGAGGCACAUUUUUGGGCAGAUCGCGCUUUCGAAUCUGCUAAGCGUGAACUGCUUGUUAACAGUGCCAUUGUGGCCAAGAAGUCGGCGGUUAUGAUUCAGGAAGCGGAUCUUCAGGAAGCGACCUCUGGGACCCAGAGAUACCCAUCCGACUUGGAUUCAAACAUUGCGCAUUUAGAGGCGUUGGAUAACUCAGAUGACAGUAAGGCUGAGAUAGAAGCGGAAGUCACCUCUGAGAUUGCAGCGUCUGUAGUCCAAGGAAAGUUUUCUGAGGCUCUCUUGAGGGACACCUUCAACGCAAUGCUGCUUGACAAUUUUGGAACUGAUACAAGGUAUUUUUGA